This is a messenger RNA of Centruroides sculpturatus (bark scorpion), 306 nucleotides long. Its product is annotated as DNA excision repair protein ERCC-6-like. Gene Ontology annotation, molecular function: ATP-dependent chromatin remodeler activity; DNA translocase activity; ATP binding. The coding region runs from base 16 to 306 and encodes 96 amino acids. The record is from RefSeq and is a predicted model, not a curated record. The transcript is spliced from 3 exons. Lineage: Eukaryota; Metazoa; Arthropoda; Arachnida; Scorpiones; Buthidae.
UAAAGGGUUCCUGGCAUGAAUACAAGCAAUUUUUAUAGUUCUAAUAAGAGAAAACGUGAAAGGAAUUUAAUAAAAGUUCAGCGUUAUGGAGGUGUUCUAUUAACAAGCUAUGGAACUGUAAUAACAAACAGUGAAAUAUUAUCUAAACGAGAAGGACGUGAAUUUGUCUGGGAUUAUGUUAUUCUUGAUGAAGGCCAUAGAAUCAAAAAUCCAACAAAAACAACAAAAGCUGUUCAUGAUAUUCCUGCUAGAAAUCGAAUUGUGUUAACUGGCACACCUAUUCAAAAUAAUCUGAAGUCAGUUUAA